AUGGCAACACCAGCGGAACCAAUCCUUGCUUCGGAAAUUGGGCACUCUCGGGUCAACGACACUUCCAACGCAAAAUCACCACUUGGAAUGCCUCCAUCGAGGCCGCGAAGACUCAGAUUUGAGAACAAGACUCUCGACUCGGCUUUCGAAGGAGGACUGGGCUACCAGAGUGUCCAUUGCAUCGUCUCUGAGCCGGACAACGGCGCGAGCGAGCUUGUACAUGCUUUAAUAGCAUCUCACCUGCGCUCCUUCCUAGAGGCGCGAGCGACAGUAAUAGACAGUACGCUGUCGUUCGAUGUGCGGCGUCUGUUCACCAUUCUUGGAGACGGUGAAGCUGGAAAGGACGGAGCAAUGAAGAUGCUAGGUCGGCUGGACAUCAUGAAAGUCUUCGACUAUGUAGGACUCACCGAAGCCGUGGCGGAGCUGCGCGACGUUCUGGAGGGCAAGCAGGAGUCUGGACAGCCGAACCUUCAGCCUGCAGCAAAGACCUUCCCAAGCACGAUCGAAGACAGCGAGGAGGAUGAGGACGAAAUGCUUGACGACAUUCCACCGGCGGGAAAUGAGAAGCCACAGCCAGCACCUGCACUUGCAGACACGGCCGAAGAGCAACCUGCAGUACGACUGCUGAUCGUCAACAACAUCUCACAGCUCAUGAUGCCCCAAGUCAAGAACAACUACACCCACGGACAAGCGCUCAUUGCCACUUUUAUGCGUUCACUGCAGCAUCUGACGCAAUCUCACAACAUCUGUACAGUCCUUCUCAGCAAUACGGCCAACAAGCCGGCAAAAGACGAUGAGAAACUCAGCUUAUUCAAAUCAUGUGCUCUCCGGCCGGCGCUGGGCCUCGGUUUCGGAUACCUUGUAGACGUCCAAACAUAUUUGCACAAGCUACCGAUUAAACGCCAAAGCACGGAGUUGGCUCAUGUACUCGAGAUUGUGCAAGAUCGGGAAAGCGGUCGAUUCGGCAGAUGGGCGGCUUUCACGUGUGACGCCGAUGGAAGGCUGCGGGACUUGCCGUGA
Molecule: messenger RNA, 1020 nt
Organism: Lecanosticta acicola
Lineage: Eukaryota; Fungi; Ascomycota; Dothideomycetes; Mycosphaerellales; Mycosphaerellaceae
Source: the annotation of a GenBank genome assembly